Sciurus carolinensis (gray squirrel) is the source of this 984-nucleotide messenger RNA. RefSeq names its product free fatty acid receptor 2-like. Gene Ontology annotation, molecular function: G protein-coupled receptor activity. The transcript has a single exon. The coding region runs from base 1 to 984 and encodes 327 amino acids. Gene Ontology annotation, biological process: G protein-coupled receptor signaling pathway; cellular response to fatty acid. The record is from RefSeq and is a predicted model, not a curated record. Gene Ontology annotation, cellular component: plasma membrane. Lineage: Eukaryota; Metazoa; Chordata; Mammalia; Rodentia; Sciuridae.
AUGGCCCCAGAGCCCCGAAGCGUGGGACUUCUCUUCAUUUACAUCAUAUCUUUUUUCUUUGGCCUCCCUGCCAACCUCCUGGCCCUGCGCGCCUUCGUGGGGCGGGUCCGCCAGCCCCAUCCCGCCCCGGUGCACAUCCUCCUGCUGAGCCUGACCAUGGCGGACCUCCUGCUGCUGCUGCUACUGCCCUUCAAGAUGAUUGAGGCGGCCUACGAUUUCUUGUGGCCCCUAGGGAAUGCGCUCUGUGCCCUCACUGCCUUCGGCUUCUACAGCGGCAUCUACUGCAGCACGUGGCUGCUGGCGGGCAUCAGCAUCGAGCGCUACCGCGGUGUGGCCUUCCCGGUGCAGUACAAGCUCUCCCGCCGGCCCCUGUACGGGGUCAUUGCUGCCCUCAUCUCCGCGGUCUUGUCCUUCGGACACUGCAGCAUUGUGAUCAUUGUCCAAUACCUGCCAACCAACAACACGAGUGACGCCGAGGGCCUCCCUGUCUGCUACGAGAACUUCACCAAAGAGCAGCUGGACGUGGUGCUGCCCGUGCGGCUGGAGCUGUGUCUGGUCCUCUUCUUCAUCCCCAUGGCCGUCACCAUCUUCUGCUACUGGCGCUUCGUGCACAUCAUGCUCUCCAGACCCCAGGUGGGGACCAAGAAGCGCUGGAGAGCCGUGGGGCUGGCUGCUGUGACCCUCUUCAAUUUCCUGGUCUGUUUUGGGCCCUACAAUGUGUCUCACGUGGUGGGGUUCUUCCAGAAGGAGAGCCAGAAUUGGCGCGCAUGCGCGGUGCUGUUCAGCGCGCUGAAUGCCUGCAUUGACCCCUUGAUUUUCUAUUUCUCCUCGUCGGCUGCACGCAAAGCCUUCGAUAGAGAACUGCAGAGGCUGCAGACCUGGGGGGCCUCACUCUCAGGGGAGUGGAGAAGAGCCAGAGAGGCAGCCACAGAGAGAGGAAAUGCAGGCUUAGGCAAGGCCAAUGACAGCUUCACAGGAGAAUAA